Cynocephalus volans (Philippine flying lemur) is the source of this 744-nucleotide messenger RNA. Its product is annotated as engulfment and cell motility protein 2-like. NCBI's taxonomy places the organism in Eukaryota, Metazoa, Chordata, Mammalia, Dermoptera, Cynocephalidae. The transcript has a single exon. The record is from RefSeq and is a predicted model, not a curated record. Bases 1 to 744 code for a protein of 247 amino acids.
AUGCAAAUAGUCCGAGAGCAAAUCACUCGAGCUUUGCCCUCCAAACCCAACUCUUUGGAUCAGUUCAAGAGCAAACUGUGUAGCCUGAGCUAUUCUGAGAUUCUGCGACUGCGCCAGUCUGAGAAGAUGAGUCAGGAUGACUUCCAGUCCCCACCAAUUGUGGAGCUGAGGGAGAAGAUCCAGUCCGAGAUCUUUGAGCUGAUUAAGCAGCAACGCCUAAACCGGCUCUGUGAGCGCAAUAGCUUUCGAAAAAUCGGUAAUCGCCGUAGGCAAGAACGGUUCUGGUACUGCCGUCUGGCACUGAACCACAAAGUCCUGCACUAUGGUGACUUGGAUGACAACCCUCAAGGAGAGGUGACAUUCAAAUCCCUGCAGGAGAAAAUUCCUGCUGCAGACAUUAAGGCCAUCGUCCCUGGGAAAGAUUGUCCUCACGUGAAAGAGAAAAGUGCUCUAAAACAGAACAAGGGAGUGUUGGAAUUGGCCUUCUCCAUCCUGUAUGACCCUGAUGAGACCAUAAACUUCAUUGCACCUAAGAAGUAUGAGUACUUCAUCUGGAUUGAUGGCCUCAGUGCCCUUCUGGGGAAGGACAUGUCCAGUGAGCUGACCAAGAGUGACCUGGACACCCUCCUGAGCAUGGAGAUGAAGCUGCAGCUCCUAGACCCGGAGAACAUCCAAAUUCUCGAAGCCCCGCCGCUAGUCCCCAAGGAACCCAGCAGCUAUGACUUUGUCUAUCACUACAGCUGA